Molecule: messenger RNA, 2992 nt
Organism: Pararge aegeria (speckled wood butterfly)
Lineage: Eukaryota; Metazoa; Arthropoda; Insecta; Lepidoptera; Nymphalidae
Gene: Scgalpha
Product: epsilon-sarcoglycan
Exons: 10
Coding region: 104-1675 (523 amino acids)
Cellular component (GO): membrane; sarcoglycan complex
Molecular function (GO): calcium ion binding
Source: RefSeq, a predicted model, not a curated record
GCGACUUGCGCGGUGCGCCUGUUUCACGUCACGCCCUAUUUUCAGGGACGUAUUUGCUUAUUUUUAUCGUAAACGUAAAUAGGUAAAUGAGAAGUAAAUUAAUAUGACGCUAAUAUUUAUGUGGUUGUUGACAUUGUUCUUUGGCGUACCAACAUUAGGGCAUGUUUACAAUGCGGUGGAAACAGAAAUGUUUGCAAUACCAAUAAGCCCGAAUCUGUUUAACUGGACAUAUCAAGAAUUUGAUCAACAGUAUCGCUUUCACGCCUCGUUGAUCGGUAAGCCGGAGCUCCCGCCGUGGCUGCGGUACAUUUACAGCGGCCGCCACCACUCCGGAUUUAUUUUUGGAACACCACCAAGGAAUACCAAAUCGCCGAUCACUCUGGAAAUUAUAGGAUUAAAUAGACAAGAUUAUGAAACCCGUCGAGUGUUACUGACUCUGAACGUCAUCCCUAAAGAUAAUAUGGCGAAACACGAAGUGGAAUUGAAGAUCGAUAAUCUGAAUGUUGAGGAUUUGCUAGAUGAGCAUAGGAUGACACGGCUCAAAGAUAUCUUAAGAACGAAGUUAUGGAUAGAAAGUAGCACGGAUUUGUAUCCUACAUUUCUUGCAUCUGCCAUUGAUUUAGGGGCGCGCUUACCUCUGAAACCUAGCGACGGAGAAGGGCUCGUAGUUCGACUGGGCAGUUCUAUGCCAUUCUCGUCAGAACUAAAAAGGCUUAGAGAGGAAGUGCGACCAUUAUCACGUUUGCCAAGUUGUCCCCGUGAAUAUAAACGGACCACCGUUGAAAGACUGUUCAGAGACGCGGGAUUGACUCUUGAUUGGUGCAGCUUUGAAUUGUACAAUACAAUAUACAAGGAACGUACCACAGAACAUUUGGAGUACUUAACGGAAAUACCAAAUGGUUCUAAAUCGGCUAAAUCAAAAGGCUUAGGGACUGAGAUUUGGUCUGCGCCGUACAAGCAAUCUUUGCCUUCGCGGAGCUACGUGCAGCAACUAACAGCAGCAAUCGCUGCGCCAAUGGUGCUUCUUUUGCUGUCCAUUGCUGCGCUUACAGCUGUGCUGUGCUUCCAUUAUGCUGCUAUACCUGAUCCAGAAUCCGAUACUUUUCUUGAGGGAAUUUAUCACAUUUGCGAAGAAUAUAAGAAACGCAGAGCACACAAGUCAGCAAAAGUGGAACUUUGUAGGUACGGCACUGGCAACACUGAACAGACUCAAGUGGGGGACAAUGCAAGUCAAAAGAGUUUGGGACUCAGUCCAAACAACAGCCUGGCCAGGCCUUAUAGCCCGAAGUCAACCACGAACCUAGCGGCUAACUACAACCGACCCCAACCCCCUCCAUAUAUGGGCACCAACGUACACCACCGCAAAACGCACGAAAGAACACCAUCCACACACUCUCACACACCAGAACACAACAGGCAUCUAGCCUUAGAAGAAUCACUAAAACUACUAAACGAGGCCAACAUUACUAACGAAUUCGAGAAUCUACUGUUGCAGGGAAAAAUAAUCGACCUAGCCGACGGCUCUGAUGAUUACGUCCCAAUAAAACCGGAUCCAACCGAGUAUUCGUCGAUGAAACCGGAUAAAACCGGUUAUGUCCCGAAUAAUCGGGAUUUAGACGAUAUUAAUGUGCCUGAGCUGGCCAAAUACGGGAUUUCCGGGAUUGGGCAGAUUUGACAUGACGUCACUGACGGUUCCGAACCGCCUGUGAAGACUUGGUUUUGCUAAUUAAUACAAUAACAUAAAAAAUAAAAAGUUACGAUAUAAACAAACUUCCACAGUAGAUAGGGAUCUUUGUUAAAGUAAUCUAAUGGCCUCCCGCACCAGAAUCAUCUCUGUAGGUUUAAAAGAUAGCUGUAAACAUCUUGCGGCAUAUAACCGAAAAACUACAACCCUAAAGUAACAAUUAUGUAGUAGGAUGAUUAUACAAUAUAUGUAUAUAUAUUUGACCUAGAAUACGCGACUUAUCCCUCAAUAUAGAAACAAAUAUUUGGCCAAAUUACUUUAAUCAAAUAUUUAUUAUAAAUAUUCAGAAUACAGCCCAUGUUAUAUAGGUUAUGGGAAUAGAUAUGAAACAAAACCGCACACACUACGCAUUUAUCAUUUCCUUGUCAUCGUGGGUAAAAAUAUUACCAAUAGGUCUACUGAUACUUCAUAGAUUUACAUAGCAAAACAUAAUAAUACAGGUAAUCAAUAGGAAGAGACGUGUAGUUCAGCAAUAUAGACGUUAGUACUCACGCGCUUUAAAAAUCGUUAAAUUUUUUGAGAACGGUGUAGAACUACCUACGCCACGUCUCAUUUUUUCUCAUCCUAUUUGUAUGAUAUGAUAUGACCAGAUGAUUGAUGAGAUGGGUUGAAAGAAUUAUCUUUUGGCGCCGUGCUGGGUACGAAAUCUGGUUUUCUGAUCGAUGACAGGGUUGUUUGACCGCACGUAUUCGAUCUGCAAUUUAGCAGUGCAAUGCAAAGGCGGGUGUGUGUUGUAAUUUUGUUAGACCCUCCGCACACCUGGAAAAACAUAUGAAUUUGCUCGAACUGGAAGUGUCGAUUUCAAUUCUCAAUCUACGAUCAAACAUGUACAUGUCAUGUGAUUUUACUAUACAGUUAAUAAUUAUGGUUAAGUAUUUAUUUAGUGAAUAAGUAUAGCUGUGUCUUAUAGCUGCCGCAGUUUUCUAGUCGAUUUUAUUACUAGUCAAAAUAAAGCUAUUAAAAUGAAAAAUACUAUUUUGUUUUAUUUCAAUACUUACUAUUAUAAUGACAGUCAAUAAAAAAAUUAUUAAAUUCAUAUCUGGCAGAUAUUUAUGAGAAUUCUUAAGAAAAUUUACUAUUACAAGAAAAUGUCCAAUAAAUAUAUAACUGCCAUAUAUCUCGGUUAACUCGCUACCAUCUUAGACCGUAUCGUCACUUAUUUAGAGGAAUGAAAAAAACAUACUAUUUGAUUACAUGAUAGUGUUUAUUCUUUAAAAAUCACAUGGGGUACAUUGAGAUAAAAACACU